AUGGCAAGUGGAAGCAGCAUCGGAGUCGGUGGUUUGUUCGAGAACGCUGAGGUAACUACGAGUGGCAGACCCGUGAUUCGCCGCAAUGAGGUCGAGUGUUUCCUCCUCUCCUCCGUCGAUUUAGAUUCCGAAGACGAUCCGCCGCGAUUCACCGCCUUGAGAUCCGGAAAUCUUAUCCUCACCACUCAUCGUCUCAUAUGGAUUCCUUCUCAAUCAAACACAGCCGUUCCUUCUUCAGUUCCUCUCGCCGGAGUUACUCACAUCUUUACACAUAAGAAAUCAAUCAAGUCUAUGUUCCAUUCGCCUCGAAUCCGAUUCCAAGCGGACCCGGGUUCGAUUGUGGUGACUAUUGUCUUCAGGGGUAAAGGGGAUUUUGAUGGGUUUUUGACGAAAUUCUGGGAAUGUUGGAGAGGCAGGGCAUGGGAAGAAGAGGAGAAGGUCGAGAGCGAGGUUUCUCGAUCAGGAUCUGGAACGGUUGCUCAAGGUUUAUACGGAAACGAUGGAACGGUGAGGAUGGUGGGAUUAGCUGGGAUAUUGAGGAAAGAGCAAGAACAAUGGGAGAGUACAGAUAAGAGCUUGCAAGAUGCUUUUCAGGAUUUGAAUGCUCUUAUGAGUAAGGCUAAAGAGAUGGUGAGUCUGGCAGAGAAAAUGCGGCAAAAGCUCUUGUCUGCUCCAAGUAGCCAGAACGGAUCAACUGAUGAUGAAGAAAUGGGGUCUAAAGAAGAAAUGCAACAAUGGAUGUUGAGCGUUGGUAUUAUCUCCCCGGUUACAAAGGAAUCUGCUGGCGCCUUGUACCAUCAAGAAUUGUCACGACAGUUGGCAGAUUUUGUCAGAAUCCCAUUAGAACAAGCUGGGGGAAUGAUCAGCCUUACUGAUAUGUAUUAUCACUUCAACCGUGCUCGUGGGACAGAGUUGAUUUCUCCAGAUGAUUUGUGGCAAGCUUGUAGCCUUUGGGAGAAAUUUGAUGUUCCAGUAAUGCUGCGGAAGUUCGAUAGCGGUGUGAUGGUCAUCCAAAACAAGUCCCAUAGUGACGAGGAGGUUAUGAGUAGAAUCAGAAUGCUUGUGACCAAAACUGAAACACUAAGAACCGGAGUCACUGCUAGUGAUGCAGCUUUGACACUGAAGAUCGCUCCAGCAAUGGCAAAGGAACAUCUAUUAACAGCAGAGACCAAAGGUUUGCUGUCUAGAGACAUGAGCCCAGACGGGCUUCGAUUCUAUUUCAACCUGUUUCCCGAGAUCGAUCCGACCAAUCUCCAUUUUGUCAAGGACUUUGGGACGUACGGUGAAUGGGUGAAAGCGACCAGUUUGUUGUCCGUAUGA
Molecule: messenger RNA, 1320 nt
Organism: Arabis nemorensis
Lineage: Eukaryota; Viridiplantae; Streptophyta; Magnoliopsida; Brassicales; Brassicaceae
Source: the annotation of a GenBank genome assembly